Messenger RNA from Penicillium manginii, 696 nucleotides. RefSeq names its product Glycoside hydrolase family 47. The coding region runs from base 1 to 696 and encodes 231 amino acids. Lineage: Eukaryota; Fungi; Ascomycota; Eurotiomycetes; Eurotiales; Aspergillaceae. The record is from RefSeq and is a predicted model, not a curated record. Gene Ontology annotation, biological process: N-glycan processing; carbohydrate metabolic process. Gene Ontology annotation, molecular function: mannosyl-oligosaccharide 1,2-alpha-mannosidase activity; calcium ion binding. The transcript has 2 exons. Gene Ontology annotation, cellular component: endoplasmic reticulum; membrane.
AUGCUAGGCGGGCUUCUGUCGGCGCACUAUCUGUCCUGUCAACUUUCUGAUGUUGUAUCUCGCCAGGACUUUGUUUAUCUCCAAAAAGCGGUUGACCUGGCAGACCGACUUCUCAGCGCUGAUGAGUCCCCUUCCGGAAUUCCAUAUGCUAGCGUGGAUCUAGCCACUCGAGAAGGCAUUCCAUAUCAUGCAGAUGGUGGUGCCUCAUCGACUGCUGAAGCUACGACCCUCCAACUGGAAAUGAAGUACCUUGCUCAUAGCCUAGGAAAAGAAAUUUACUGGCGCAAGGCCGAACAUGCUAUGAAGGUGAUCGACAACCACUGUAUGCCAGAUGUUUUGUUACCUAUCUUUGUGCAUCUUGAUACAGGAGAUUUCAGCUACCAGGAGAUCCAGUACUUGGUCAAGCAAUAUCUGCAGACCUCCGGAGAUGAGCAAAUCUAUAGCGAAAUGUGGGAAGAGGCUCUGGCAGGCAUCCAAAGCAUCUUGCCACUACCACAAAGGUACUCUCAUCUCCAAUUUAUUGCGGAACUUCCAAAUGGCAUCGGUGAGAAGCUCUCUCCAAAAAUGGACCACCUCGUUUGUUUAUUACCAAGCUCAAUUGCAAUUGCCGCUACCGAAGGACGAACUGAAGCUGAAGCGCGCAAGCUGCCAACUUGGAGUGCUAAAAAAGAGGAGCAGAUGAAGCUAGCAAGAUAA